This is a messenger RNA of Durio zibethinus, 2407 nucleotides long. Its product is annotated as aldehyde dehydrogenase family 7 member B4. NCBI's taxonomy places the organism in Eukaryota, Viridiplantae, Streptophyta, Magnoliopsida, Malvales, Malvaceae. Gene Ontology annotation, molecular function: aldehyde dehydrogenase (NAD+) activity. The record is from RefSeq and is a predicted model, not a curated record.
CAAAAGAGCAUUAAAAUGGACAAAAAUCAGUGUUCAAUCAAAUCUUAUAAUUCCCCCAUCUUACACGGCUCUCUUAACACAGCUCUUCGAAUCAUAAACCAAAACCUCAGUCUUCGUCUUUGUCCUUUGCUGUAUUUUAAGGCAUCCUUCUUCCUCUUCACUCCACGUCAAAACUACUUCUUCAUUGCAAAAGAACAAAAAAAAAAAAAGAGAAGAAAUCUUGCCUACCUGUCUUCUAAAAUUCAAGAUUUUAGCUUUUCUUCUCUCUUACUCUUCUGCUUGGUUGCCAAGAAAAAACUCUGUGAAAGCAAGAUGGGUUUUUCAAGGAAAGAGUACGAGUUCUUGAGUGAGAUCGGGUUGAGUUCUAGUAAUUUGGGAUGUUUUGUGAAUGGCACCUGGAAAGGAAGUGGCCCUGUGGUUUCUACUGUGAAUCCCGCUAAUAAUCAGAAAAUUGCCGAAGUUAGGGAGUCUUCCAUCCAAGAUUACGAGGAAGGCGUGCAAGCUUGCAGUGAAGCAGCGAAGAUGUGGAUGCAAGUUCCAGCCCCUAAGAGAGGUGAAAUAGUUCGGCAAAUAGGUGAUGCAUUACGAACCAAACUACAGCAACUUGGCCGGCUUGUCUCACUUGAGAUGGGAAAAAUUCUUCCUGAAGGAAUUGGGGAAGUUCAAGAAAUCAUUGACAUGUGUGACUUUGCUGUGGCGUUAAGCCGGCAAUUGAAUGGAUCAAUAAUACCUUCAGAACGCCCAAAUCACAUGAUGCUGGAGAUGUGGAAUCCUCUUGGAAUAGUUGGUGUAAUUACAGCAUUUAACUUCCCAUGUGCUGUUCUUGGAUGGAAUGCCUGCAUUGCGCUCGUGUGUGGAAACUGUGUUGUUUGGAAAGGUGCUCCAACCACUCCUUUGGUCACCAUAGCAAUGACAAAGAUAGUGGCUGGAGUUUUGGAAAAGAAUAACUUACCAGGUGCAAUUUUCACGUCAUUAUGUGGUGGUGUUGAAAUUGGCGAAGCAAUGGCAAAAGAUAGGCGCAUUCCUCUAGUUUCCUUCACUGGGAGUUCAAAGGUGGGUUUAAAGGUGCAACAAACAGUAAAUGAGAGAUAUGGUAAAUGCUUGCUUGAACUAAGUGGAAACAAUGCAAUAGUUAUCAUGGAUGAUGCCGACAUACAGUUAGCUGUUUGCUCUGUACUAUUUGCUGCUGUUGGUACUGCUGGUCAGCGCUGUACCACAUGCCGUAGACUGCUUCUUCAUGAAAGUAUAUAUCAGACGGUACUUGACCAGCUACUUGAUGUGUACAAACAAGUUAAAAUAGGGGACCCAUUGGAAAAGGGUACCUUGCUUGGGCCUUUGCAUACUUCUUCUUCGAGGGAGAACUUUGAGAAAGGAAUAGAGAUAAUCAAGUCACAGGGAGGGAAGAUUCUAACUGGUGGUGAUCUGAUAGAGUCUGAGGGGAACUUUGUGCAGCCAACAAUUGUUGAGAUUUCUCCAAUUGCCGAUGUUGUUAAAGAAGAGUUGUUUGCUCCUGUUCUUUAUGUCAUGAAAUUUAAGACUUUGAAAGAAGCUAUUGAAAUAAACAACUCUGUUCCUCAAGGAUUGAGCAGUUCUAUAUUCACUCGUAAACCUGAAGUCAUCUUCAAAUGGAUUGGGCCUCAAGGAAGUGACUGUGGUAUUGUUAAUGUGAACAUGCCAACCAAUGGGGCUGAAAUAGGUGGUGCUUUUGGUGGUGAAAAGGCUACAGGAGGAGGCCGUGAAGCUGGAAGCGACUGUUGGAAGCAAUAUAUGCGACGCUCCACCUGCACAAUAAAUUACGGGAACGAGUUACCUCUGGCACAAGGAGUCAAUUUCGGCUAGGAAUGCCACAUGGUUAAAGCGGUCAGGCCUAAGGAACCAGUUUUACAUGUCCUGCAAAAUCAACAGUGCCGGCCUUGUUGCUUUGGUUCGUUGAUUUGCCAGAGCUCUUUUAUUCUCUAGACUGGCAUCUGGUCUACAUAAUUGUGGCCUAAAAACAUUGGAUAAUAACAUAGAAUAAAAGGAAAAGGAAAAAGGCACAAUGUUCGUAUGCCUUGCAAUAAAGAAAUCAAUGAAGUUAGAGAACAAUCUCGUCUUUUUUUAAAUCUGCAGAUUUAGUUUACCUGCUGUAUACUUACAAAAUAAUUAUCAAAGAACAGUGUUGAAUAGGCAUUGUAUUUUUUUUUUUUCUUUUUCAUUUUUUUCACUUCAUAUUGCAUAUUUUGCUCAUGUUUUUUCUAUCCAUUGUACCUUUCCCUUAUUGAUUCAUUACUUAUGCAUUCACAAUGCUAAAAAGGUUUAUCUUAAUCUAAAGUUGUGUUUGUUAGUAAAAGAAAAGACGUCAUAUUUAAUUCAAUAAUUAUUUUUUAAUUUUUUUCCUCUUUCCUUAUUGAAUGAAGCAUAAACAACU